AAACAACCCCGGAGGAAUCCGUGGUAGAUUCCGUAAACACAUGACUAGCAGAAUGGAAAAUGAAAGUGGUCUAUGAAAAUUGUGACACUUUCUGUUUACGCCGUAAAACUUUGACUGCUGUUUGAUUUCAAGAAGUAAGUAGCCUAUGUUUUAAUUUUUCAACGUGAUCACAUUCAGUUUGAAAGUAAGAAUUAGCGAUCAGUAAGAAAUUAGUGCUUAUUAUUGGCUUAUUAUUGGCUUAUUAUAAAUACUGACGAGUAGUUUUAUUUACAUGUACUAUCGUAGUGGUUUUAUAUGAAAUUAAUGAUUAUGUAUUGCAUUACAGUGAAUAGGUUAUUCCACAGUGUCAAGCAUACACACAUGUAUGACGAAGAGGAAGAGGUGCAUUUCCCCCUGGCCACUCCUAGUUACACUGCCCCAGUAAAUGGGAGCCAUUGUGAGUGGCAGCUGUUUGAAGACCAGAGCUGGCUUCGUAUCGCCAACCAGCAUGUGAUCGAGACGCACUACUGCCAGCCUGGAGCUGCUGGGAUCACCCUCAAUACCGCCAGCAGACCGGUGUACAUCGACUUCGACAGGAUGACCACCCGGAGCACGGCCCUACGGGUCAGGAGACUCAACAUCCUGCCUGCUGGCCAAUCAGAGGAUGUGGGCUGGUACUUCAGAGAUGACAGGUUGUGGUGUGAAUAUGGGUCAAAGGGAGCCCCAGUUAGUAGUAGGGAUUUGGAGCAGCAGUUCAUCCAGAAUCCUCUGGGAAGCUUCCAGUUCAAAGUGAGGCACCAGUCCUACUGCCUCGACUUCUCAGCAAUGACCCAGACCAACCAGACCACCCAUGUGCAGAGGAAGGUACGCCGGCGGCCCAAGUUCAACCCCCUCAUCUCAGUGAACAUCAGUCCCGCCCCUGCCCUGCUAACGCCCCCUGCUGGUGUCAUGUGGGAGUAUAUGGGUGAAGAGGGAGUGUGGAUGGAAUACCAAGCUUACACUUGCUCCUAUGACAGUGCUACUAUUGAAACACAUUACCAACACAACCCCCAGGGUCAGCUCAGCUUCAGAGCUGGGAGAUUCAGCUACACUCUGGACUUCACAGGAAUGUUCCAGACCAACGCCUCCACCAGGACGUGCAGAGCGGUGAGGAGGACCCAAGGACCCCUGCAAACCACCUGGGCCGGUCCUCGAUGGCACUUCAGAGACAUGGAUGGAACAUGGCGCGAGUAUAGCAAGAGUGGAGGCUGCAGUGUGUCCAGCCAGGACAUAGAGAUCAGCUACCAGCAGGAUUCUGGAGGCACCCUCACCUUCACCACCAGGACCUUCACAUACCAGCUCUGCUUCUCAGCCAUGACCCAGAGGAACCUUUCCACCAAUACCACCAGAGCUGUUCAACGUCUUGACCAAUGACUGCAUCCGAUACUGACCGGUCACUGAAGGGAGAAUCCCAAACUGCCGACAACUGAGAACCUCCCAAUUAUUAUGUUUAAUGUUUACCUUGAAUCUGACAUGGUUCUCCAAGACUGGAAAUACCAUCAAUACAAAAUAAAAUUGUU
Molecule: messenger RNA, 1538 nt
Organism: Osmerus eperlanus (European smelt)
Lineage: Eukaryota; Metazoa; Chordata; Actinopteri; Osmeriformes; Osmeridae
Exons: 12
Coding region: 295-1392 (365 amino acids)
Cellular component (GO): nucleus
Molecular function (GO): NAD+ poly-ADP-ribosyltransferase activity; NAD+-protein mono-ADP-ribosyltransferase activity; zinc ion binding
Source: RefSeq, a predicted model, not a curated record